Diatraea saccharalis (sugarcane borer) is the source of this 926-nucleotide messenger RNA. The record is from the annotation of a GenBank genome assembly. NCBI's taxonomy places the organism in Eukaryota, Metazoa, Arthropoda, Insecta, Lepidoptera, Crambidae.
AUGGCGGAUGGUUUGGCAGCACUAGAUAUUCUUAAGACAAUGUCUAAGAAUUUGCCUUCAGAUAUAUUUUUUUGUCCUUCUGGUAUCCCAGAAGUUUCUAAAUCGGUAUUGGCCGAUUAUUUAAAAGUGAGUAUUGGAAUGACAUAACUUUAUUAUAUUUGAUCAAUUUUUCAUUCACAAUGCUAUACUGUUAUAUUUUUAAUGAAAAAUAUAGUUUUCAUUAAGAAUAUAACAAAGCUUUUAGAACUUUAACGAGAAACAGUCGUUAAACAUAAAUUUAGGUACUUCAUUUUUAAGGUUGAAUGCAAUAACAUAAAUGACGUAUUCGUUUGGGCUGCUAAUGAUGAAGUUCUUCAUGUAGAAGUGGAAAAACCGUUAGUUAUACAUGACCAAGUAAAUAUUAAAUCGAGUUGUGAAUGGAACAUGAUUAGUGAAGAUUUACUUAAGACAAUUGAAUAUGAUCAUACCCAGUUUAAUGCAAGUUGGAUGAAAAAAGAAUUUGUUCUUAAGGUUACAGCACUCACUUCAAAGAAUCCUUAUGGAUGUAUUUAUAAAGCGUCUCUUUUUUCUAAUGCUCUGAAGUCUGUAUGGGAUUAUCGUAAAGGUGUACUUGGAAAGAAAUCCUAUUGGAACUUAGGUGUUAUAAGCGAUGGUUCUUUAGGAACGAUAAAAGGUUAUCCAUACAUUUUACCACUGAUUCUCUGUGAAGAUUCAUGGACUGUUAAUAAACGAUUUGAAAAUGAUUUACAUGUUAAAAAUGAAAUAAAAAGGAUUAAUAAAACAGUCAAGGAGCAUCACCAACUGUUGCUUCCGUACUGCAAAAGAUUUUUGUAUGAAAAUAUAAUUAACCAGGCUUUCAUACCACGCUCCAAGAGCAGUUCGGACUAUUCCAUCGCGAACACUAGUAAAACUAGUCUAUAACUGGA